Mercenaria mercenaria is the source of this 2287-nucleotide messenger RNA. RefSeq names its product histone deacetylase 3-like. The transcript is spliced from 12 exons. The coding region runs from base 100 to 1401 and encodes 433 amino acids. Gene Ontology annotation, molecular function: histone deacetylase activity. Lineage: Eukaryota; Metazoa; Mollusca; Bivalvia; Venerida; Veneridae. The record is from RefSeq and is a predicted model, not a curated record.
GAAAUAGUCACAACUCAGCUCUUCACCAAGGAGUCGGGGAAAAAAAGAAAAAUGACCAAAUUCUAAAAUUGUUUGAAUUUGACAAAAUUUAUCGACAGAAUGCCUUCAUCACCGAUUGUAGCAUAUUCCUAUGAUCCAGAUGUUGGAAAUUUUCACUAUGGGCCAGGGCACCCAAUGAAACCACAGAGAAUUGCAUUGACACACUGCCUUGUCAUGCAUUAUAAUUUACACAAGAAGAUGCAAGUGUAUCGGCCCUACAGAGCUUCAAUGCACGACAUGUGCAGAUUUCACUCCGAUGACUACAUAGACUUCCUGAUGAGAGUUUCUCCACAAAAUGUACAGAACUUCACAAAACAGCUCAGUAUGUUCAAUGUGGGAGAUGACUGCCCAGUGUUUGAUGGGAUAUAUGAUUUUUGUUCCAUGUAUACAGGGGCGACUUUAGAGGGAUCGGUCAAAUUGAACAAUAAUGAUUGUGAUAUAGCAGUGAACUGGUCAGGGGGAUUACAUCAUGCCAAAAAGUUUGAAGCCUCAGGGUUUUGCUAUGUUAACGAUAUAGUCAUUGGUAUCUUAGAAUUAUUGAAAUAUCACCCCCGUGUUCUAUAUAUAGACAUAGACAUUCACCAUGGUGAUGGUGUACAGGAGGCAUUCUAUCUCACAGACAGGGUCAUGACUGUCUCAUUCCACAAAUACGGCAACUACUUCUUUCCAGGAACAGGUGAUAUGUAUGAGCUAGGAGCAGAGUGUGGUAGAUACUACUCAUUGAAUGUACCUCUCAGAGAAGGCAUGGAUGAUCAAAUGUACAUGCAUGUGUUCAAGCCAACUAUACAGCAGGUCAUAGAAUUUUACAGACCUUCAGUUAUUGUCCUGCAGUGUGGUGCAGAUUCUUUAGGCAGUGACAGACUGGGUUGCUUUAACCUUAGUAUAAAAGGACACGGGGAGUGUGUGAAAGUUGUAAAAGAGUAUGGUUUACCCCUGUUGGUACUGGGAGGUGGAGGUUAUACCAAGAGGAACGUGGCUAGAUGCUGGACGUACGAGACGGGGGUUAUACUCAAUGAAGAGAUAAGCAAUGAAAUUCCUUAUAAUGAGUAUCUGGAAUACUUUGCACCAGAUUUUACACUGCAUCCAGAUAUCUCAACAAAGCAGGAAAAUCAGAACACAAAACAGUACAUUGAGAGUCUGAAACAGAUGGUAAGCGAGAACUUGAAGCAGCUGGCCUGCUCUCCGAGUGUAGAAAUGCAGGAUAUACCACCUGAUCUACUGUCCCUAGAAAACACAGAGGAACCUAACCCCGAUAUUCUUAAUAACCAGGCAGAUGUGGAUAAACGGAUUGAGGCAAACAAUGAAUAUUAUGAUGGUGACAAAGACAAUGACAAGGAAAAUGAUGCAUUUAUUGAAGUGUGAUGAAAGGACAUCCUAGCUUUAGAUCAGGAACACAGUACUUUAGGCAGCAGUGGUUGUACAUAUAACACAGCAGACAGCGGUUAACAAGGCUCCUGGGGGAAAUGUGAUAGCAGUGUUAAGUGUUUAAGGACAGUUGACUGUUUGGUGGACUGAUGUGACAGAGUGUGAAAUAACAUGGAUGUACUGUAUUUAUGUGGUGCAGUCUGGUGCAAUACACUGUUCAGAACAUCUGCAGCAGGUGUUCUAUUGUCAGAAUAUCAGUUUAAAUGUGACAUACAAUGUAAUUUUAUGGAAUAUAACUCCAUAAUUCAACACAGUAAAGAUACAUGUCAGGGAAUGAUGCGAUAUGAAAGUUGUGUAAAAAUCUCCAGAAAGAGGUGAUGGUAGCACAGAAUGUGUUCUUUUAAAUGUUAGCAUUGUUAAUUUAAGGGGUCAUCUGUUUAAGAUAUAGUCUCUACCGUGGUCAUACUGCAUUAUCUUGUGUAAUGCCUUUAUCUGGAAUAUGUUUAGUAUACAGGCAGUUCUAGAUAUUGUUCACUUUUUUGUAAACACAAUUUUAACCCCAUCAAAGAAUUAUUUUAUAUUUUUUAUUGUGUCUUUUCCAAGGUUUAAACUGAUUCAGAGGUCAACUUCUGUUUUGCCUGGGUAGAGGUCAGCUUCUGUUUUGCCUGGGUAGAUAUGUUAAGGACAGAAAACAGAUCUUAUUCAUUGUAGUGGCAUUUAUUGUAUACUUUUGUUAUGAAAUAGUUUUGUGUCUGCAUGUAAGUCUGUAAAAUAAUAGUAUAUACAUAACUGUAGCUCGAUUUAUUUUCUGAUAGAACUUGCUACACUUUUUCAGUACUGCAUGAAUCUCUUCCUCUAUAUAAUAAAUAAACCGGAGAAUCUA